This is a messenger RNA of Nematocida major, 324 nucleotides long. RefSeq lists its product as uncharacterized. The record is from RefSeq and is a predicted model, not a curated record. Lineage: Eukaryota; Fungi; Microsporidia. Bases 1 to 324 code for a protein of 107 amino acids. The transcript has a single exon.
AUGCACACAGCUGUUUCUGACAUGCAAAGGCGCUUUUUGGGGCUCUUUGCAAAACUAAGAAAGUCGGAAAGGCUCUUCCAAAAGUUUCUUUCCAAAAUGAAGGUUGCUUUCAGCAUACAACACUGCACGUGCCCUGCAUGCUUUUACCCGCAGAAAAGGGAAAUAAACCGGCAGACACAGGCAAUUAUGCGCAGCUGCAGGCCAGAAGAGCCCAUCCUCUGCGCAGUGCCUUUGGGCUGGCCUGGCGCGCCUCUCCGAAUAACCCGAAUUUCUCCGAGUUUUCUCAAGCCUCGAGCCGGCUUCUGCGCUGGAGCUGCUCUUUAA